GUUUCUCUCUGUAUUACAUCACAUGGACUCUCUUGUAAGUUGUAAUGAACAUCCACAUAAUAACAAGUAAAGUAUACCAUAUAUAAGUGAAAAAACAAAAAAAUUGUAGUAAUACUAGUUGGUCUUGCAUUUUAUAAAUUUAUCAAACUUUUUAUUUCACCUUAACUAUUUUACCUUAACUACCUAUAUUGGACCCUCGAUAUUUUGAUAUGAGUCACAUAAAUAGGACACUUGGACACUUCAUUUUAGUUGAAAACCAUUGAAAAUUUUCACAAAAAUAGUCGAGGUCGUAUACUUGAACAUGUACUCGUGUUGGACAUGGGUACUCGAGUUCGAGUAAACACAGGGUAUUGGAAUGGGUAAAAUCAUUUUUUUUUUUUUUCCUUUAUUUGUAUUUUAUUAAGUUUUUUAUGAUUAGGAAAAAAAAAAAAAAACUUGUGGAUCACCGAUUAUCAUUUGCACACCUAAGUGAAUAAAGUGAUGGUGUGUGUAUUGUAUUAGAACAACGCGCAAGAGUGGGGUGCUUCUCUGCAUAAUGCCAAAGUGCCAAUAAUGAAAGUAUGGUAGGCAGACUCCAAUUUGAAACCUUAACCAACCACACACCAGAUAAUAAGUGAGUCAGCUUCCACGUCAACCCGCCAUGUGGUGGAUCUGUUAGCACCCAUCCAAACUCUUUCUUAUCAAGUCUUACAGACCUCACCUUUCUACUACUACAUCCUUCAGCACAAGCCAACCUUUUCAUUAAUCCUGUGCCAAAAUUAGUAGUAAUGGCAGCAGCAGCAGCAACAACAAUGGUAGCAGCUACGCUGGCACGAAAACAGCAAAAUCCGCCAAUGAUGGCAGCACUCCCAACCAGCAUUGGCCAGGCCGUGUUUGGGCUCAAGGCUGGUGCUCGUGGGGGAAGGAUGACCGCGAUGGCUGCCUAUAAGGUUACCUUGAUUACACCUUCAGGUACCCAGGAAUUUCAGUGCGACGAUGAUGAGUACAUCUUGGAUGCUGCAGGAGGGAAUGGGGUGGACUUGCCUUACUCAUGCCGGGCAGGCGCGUGCUCCUCAUGUGUCGGGAAGUUGACUUCUGGUAGUGUAGACCAAUCAGAUCAAAGCUUUUUGGAUGAUGGGCAGAUGGCUGAAGGGUGGGUUCUCACUUGUGUUGCUUAUCCUAUUAGUGAUGUCACUAUUGAGACUCACAAAGAAUCCGAGCUCACUGGUUUUUGAUUUUUUGUACUGGUAAGUGAACAAACUUUAACUUACGAAACUUAGAAAUCGAUCAAUUAUUUUGAAAUGGAGGGAGCUGUUGUUUUGACAUGUUUCUACCUGAUGAUUGUUUUAUGAUACGGAGUAGUAUUUUUAGUGAUCCAA
Chenopodium quinoa (quinoa) is the source of this 1358-nucleotide messenger RNA. RefSeq names its product ferredoxin-2-like. The coding region runs from base 768 to 1214 and encodes 148 amino acids. NCBI's taxonomy places the organism in Eukaryota, Viridiplantae, Streptophyta, Magnoliopsida, Caryophyllales, Amaranthaceae. Gene Ontology annotation, biological process: electron transport chain. The record is from RefSeq and is a predicted model, not a curated record. The transcript has a single exon. Gene Ontology annotation, cellular component: chloroplast. Gene Ontology annotation, molecular function: 2 iron, 2 sulfur cluster binding; electron transfer activity.